This is a messenger RNA of Scleropages formosus (Asian bonytongue), 543 nucleotides long. Its product is annotated as salivary glue protein Sgs-3-like. The record is from RefSeq and is a predicted model, not a curated record. The transcript has a single exon. The annotation marks the transcript as partial. Lineage: Eukaryota; Metazoa; Chordata; Actinopteri; Osteoglossiformes; Osteoglossidae.
ACUCCAACCACAACCACUGAAACAACCAAAACUCCAACCACAACUACUGAAACAACCACAACUGAAACGACCACAACUCCAACCACAACUGAAACGACCACAACUCCAACCACAACUAUAACGACCACAACUCCAACCACAACUAUAACGACCACAACUCCAACCAUAACUGAAACAACCACAACUCCAGCCACAACUCCAACCACAACUACUGAAACAACCACAAUUCCAACCACAACUACUGAAACAACCACAAUUCCAACCACAACUGAAACAACCACAACUGAAACGACCACAACUCCAACCACAACUCCAACCACAACUGAAACGACCACAACUCCAACCACAACAACUGAAACAACCACAACUCCAACUACAACUGAAACGACCACAACUCCAACAACAACUACUGUAACAACCACAACUCCAACCACAACUGAAACAACCACAACUCCAACCACAACUGAAACGACCACAACUCCAACCACAACUGAAACAGCCACAACUGAAAUGACCACAACUCCAACCACAACUCCAACCACA